Molecule: messenger RNA, 11156 nt
Organism: Chroicocephalus ridibundus (black-headed gull)
Lineage: Eukaryota; Metazoa; Chordata; Aves; Charadriiformes; Laridae
Gene: PAG1
Product: phosphoprotein membrane anchor with glycosphingolipid microdomains 1
Exons: 9
Coding region: 785-2068 (427 amino acids)
Biological process (GO): intracellular signal transduction; negative regulation of T cell activation
Cellular component (GO): plasma membrane; membrane raft
Molecular function (GO): SH2 domain binding
Source: RefSeq, a predicted model, not a curated record
GACAAGGCUCCAAGUCAUAAAAUUGCAUUUCGUGUUAACUCCUCCCCUGUUUCGGCUGCUUGCUCACGCCGCCACCCACGGAUCUGAAACAAAAAUGUGCGAAGUGAGGCAGGGAGCACUCUCGCCAGCGCAGAUUUCAUCUCCCUUCCAGGCGCCGGGGUGCCCGUCCUGCACCAGCACCCUCUUACUCCUCCUGAAGCUUUGGCUAAUCACAAAUACAUUAAGCGUUUUUCUCCUGUACGUUCUCAUCAGCCCCGUACUACAAGAAAGGGGUGGGGGGGGAAAGUAAGUCCGGGGCUGUACAUGAGCGUGUCUUUGUGCCAGCGUUCGUUCGGCGGGCUGACAGAGGCGGCAUUGUUCCCAAGCUGUGGCCGGGUUGGCAGCCGGGGAAGGUGGGGAUCGGCGCCGUGCAUACGGAAUCGGCCAGCGGCCGAGGACGGGGCUCGAGAAACUCCUAGAGCUGCCUGAACGACCAGAGGGAGUUUUCAGAGCACCUCGCUACGGGCUUCUCCUGGUGUCUUCUGCACAAUGCAAACAGGGUCUGGCCCCAGCAGUCCUUGUUAAUCGAAGCACAGAAGCUUUUGCUUCCUCACUGGGAGAGCCUGUAUGAAGACCUGCGUGGACGGUGUUGUAAGGGCAUUUGGAGAAACUUCACAAGCGAUGAUCUGACUGAUCUGGUUUUGCCGUUCAGCAGCGGAAACAGAAGGUGCAUGCAGCACAGAUGCCAGCCUUCUCCAAGGAAUAACCUCUUCAUCCCCAAGUGACGCCAGCUCCUGCCAGUACCAUGGGGCCAGAGGGUGGUUUCGUAGGCAGCGGCCAGGUCCACGUCGUCCUGUGGGGAAGUUUGGCAGCCAUGACAACGCUCUUGUUCCUCACCUUCCUCAUCUUCCUCUGCUCCAGCUGCAACAGGGAAAAGAAGGCCAAACAUCAGAACGGAGAUCAUGAAAAUCUGAUGAAUGUGCCUUCCGACAAGGAGGUGUUCAGCCACUCCAUCACAAGUUCGGCUACAGAGCCCCCUCCGAGCAGCGACCAGAACGGGGCACUCAGCAAUGGCGAGGUACUCUCAGAGGACAGCACAACUGCCUGUAUCCAGCCUUAUGAAGAAGUACAGACAUCCGUCUCUGAUCUGCUAGAUCCACAGGAUAGUCUUGGAAAGUCUAUAAAAUGUCACCAGAGCCGGGAAUUACCCAGUAUUCCGCCUAACACCACCAUGGAAACCAUCAUCUCAGCUAGAAAUGCAGAAAAUGAUCAAGGUCUUGGAAUGGAAGGGCCUUACGAAGUCUUGAAAGACAGUUCCUCUCAGGAGAACAUAGUUGAAGACUGCUUGUAUGAAACUGUGAAGGAAAUUAAAGAUGUUGGAGCAGUAGCCAGCAUGGAAGGGAGCUGUAACAGCAAAUCAAAGGCUUCGCUGAUGGUUUCUGAAGGUCAGAAUCAGAUUCCUGAGUGCAGAAUUGAAUCAGCAGAAUACGCAUCUGUUGACCGAAAUAAAAAAAGUCGCCAAAGUGCUAAUUCAGAAAGCCCUCUUGACAACACACCAGAUGUAGAGGAUGAGCUUCCCCCUCCAGUACCCAUGAAACUUCUUGAUGAAAAUGAAAAUGUGCAAGAAAAAGAAGUGGAAGAAGAAGAAGUGACAGAAGGAGCAAGUAAACCAGAGAAGAGGCUUAGUUCGAUGUCUUACAAGUCUCGAGAGGAAGAUCCAUCUCUUACAGAAGAUGAGAUCUCAGCCAUGUACUCGUCGGUGAGUAAGCCGGGGCAGGCCAUGAAGGCACUGGAUUCUCCUUACACCUGUAUUCAAGAAAUUGUAUCCCAGAGGUCCCCGUCUAUUUGCAGCGGCCUCUAUGCAAGUGUGAAGGACUUUGAAAACACCCUAAAUACUACCACUGUGCCUCAGUCAGCAGACAGACCAAACGGGGAGCUGGAGCCUGACUACGAAGCUAUCCAGUCUGUGAGCCAAGAAGAAGACAGGACCUUGUCUGUGCCUAACACAAACCACGCUGCUCUUUCAGGAGAGAAUGACUAUGAGAGCAUAGGGGACUUGCAGCACCACAGGGAAUUCACCAGACUUUAACCACUCCGGCAGGCAGAUUUCUCCGCUGGUAUUUUCCAAGGAACAUGUGAAACAAUGGAGAGGGGAAGUGCUUCUCCUUUUGAGGAACAAAGCUAAGUAGAGAACAAAAGUUGCGAAGAAGCAGCGUACGUUUCAGCCAGGGUGUGAUACCCACUAGGUUAUUCUCGGUGGCGGAUGGAGGCUCACGGGGAAGGGUAGGUCAAGUCAGUCAGAAUGACGACCAGGACAACGUAAAGGCUUCUUAACUGUUAGCACCAAGACAACCAGAAUAUGGGAAGGAGUGCCAUGCUUGUCGUCCCAAUAGGAAUACAUACCAAAAAGACUGCCUUUACACAAAGCUAGCUUUUGAUAUUAAGAGAUUAUUUUAUGUCAUUUGCUUCAAAGUGUUCUUCAAGCAUCAUUUUUCAUUCAAGUUUGAGCACCCACAACGUUGAGCAAAUCACGGAUCAUCGUACCUCGACUCAGACUCACUUUGCAGGGCUGGAGAAGGCGUGCUCACCUCCGUCUUUUUGGGGAGCUCUGCCCACAUCCAUUGCAACUAAAGUGCAACAGCACUUCACAAGGGACCUACUCCAAAUGUACUUGAAUUAAUUCUGUCAGCUUUUUCUUUUUUUUUAACGUCAAGGGCUGUAGAAUGUGACUUGCAAUAUUUGAGAUGUGUACUGGUAUUUGUAGGUUUUUUGUUUGAUUAUUUGUGAAAUACUGCUUUAAAGUGUCAAAUGACACCCUCAGCGUUCUUGCUCUGUUCCCCUCAUGUGCAUACAUAGACCUACACAUACACACACCAGACAAUUGUCAUGUUGCAGAAAGUUAUGCAAAUGAAUGCACUGGCAUAAUGUUUAGUCUAACCUUAAUAGUGUUGAGUCAUUUUUUGAAGAAUUUUGCCCUUUUUUUAAACUUCGAAUAUUUUAAUAUGUUUGUCUAGUUUAUUAUAUAGGAAAAUUUAUGUACUGUGUUGAGUGGGUGAUAUUUUUUAUUUUUACAACAUAUUUUUCCUCUUCAAAGUUUUUGUAGAUUAAUUUACUGGUUUACGUAACAGGAGGAAUCCCAUUCUUUGUUUGGGCUUUAUUUGGUUCUCCUUUAAAUUUUUUUCCUAUUUCAUAAGUAUGUAAAUGAACAAUUGGUUUGUUGGUUUGGGGUUUUUUGGUCUUCUUGAGCAGGGCUGUGGAACAUGCCUUGCUGUUUUUAAGCUCAAAAUAAUGGAGACUGUGUAAAAAGAACACUGCCAACGGGCAAACAAGAGGCAGAAGAGACAGUGGGCUUCAGUCUGGGAUUGCUACUGGUCCUCCUUGUUCCUCUGCCAAAAGGAGCAGGAGGGCGACCAAGAACUUCUUAGGGCUCUGACAAGCAGUUUGAAAGCCACUGGCUUUUCAAAGAUACCAAGUUAUUCUGUUACUGUUAAAAACAAAGUACAGUGCUUGGAUGAAAUAAGUAGGUACUGGGUUGAUACUUUUGUUUUCUUCAAGAAUAGUCCAAUGACUAGUGCAAUAGUACAAGAACAGUCCAACGGUGGAGAACUGGCAUUGUGUGAUACACAUUCGUACGCAUGUGCAUACAUCCCCAUGUAUAUAUAAGCAUACACAUGUAAUUUGGACACAAGUAUAAAUUAUAGUCCAAACUUGGAAACAAUCAAAAACAUUCACAUACAUGGUAUCUGGCACGUGCUCGAAGAGUAGUUUAUUUUUAAUUCAAAAUAAACAGUACAUAAACUGAGGUUGGCUUAUUCUACAGUAGCCAAAACAGAUUUAGUUUCAGCUCAGUUGGUACUGGGUUCUGAUACGCCAGACUGAGGAGUUCUUACAUCACUGGCCAGCGCUUAACAUUACUUGGUACUAUAAAGAGCAAACACAGAUGUGGUUACACAGAUCUAUUAGAAAUAACUUUGUAACUGAAAAAAGCGUACUGAUUUAUGGGCUUCGCCUGCAAGUAGUACAGCUCUGAGGAGCAGUGCAAGUGUGCAGUCAAACUCCGCCCGCAGGGGGAUUCAAACUUCAUGGAUCCUGACCUCAUGCGAAAGUGCCCCACACUUGAUCUGUGACUCCCUUCCUUUGAGGAGCAGCAGUUCAGACCAGUCUACAUCCGUCUUGUUCUUGACCUUGCUGCCAUGCUUCCACAGCCGCAGCAAACCCUUUGCUUCCACUUCAUUGCAGCGCUUUUUAAAGCUGACUUCGGUCUUCCUUUCUGGAGUUUUUCCCUCAAAAAACAUUUCCAUUUCUGUUCCCUUGAAUGUGAAUUCAUGAAUUUCGCCUUUGACUGUUCUCUCCUUCUACUUCACACUCUUUAAGGCCAAAGAUACGAUGCACCAUGUUUCAGAAGAUCUGUUGUGCUAAGUCUGGAGAAUUUCUGAAGUCUUUAACUAUGUGUUUGCUGUUUCUUGCUUAGGGGUCGGGUUUAUAAAUGUGGUCCUCAGUCUGACUCCUGCAACUUAGUGGCAGGCAUACCUCAACUCCUGAAAUCCCCAAACACCUCUCAAGAUGCAGUUAUCCCUUAAGGAUUGUCUUACUCGUUACAUGGAUGACUGCUUCUGGAGAAACAGUAGCAACAUGAGGUUUUUCAGGUUGACCAGAUUCAAUUUCAAGACCAGUUUAAAGAUAAGAGAUAAUGCCAGUUAACAAUAGCAAAGAAUAAAACUGAACUUGUGACUGUAAAAUUUUACAGUGCAAAAGAAGAAAAUCAGACAUCACUCUAGAAGUGCCCCCGUCGAGAUCAGCAAGUCAAGGGAAGGAGGGGAGCUGCCCGGUCGCUCUUUGCGGUCUUUCAGAGCAGGAUCAAGAAUGUUGGUUUGGAGGAAGGGACAGGAGACUCAGCUCCUUCCUUCCUUUCUUUCCCCCAUUCUGACAGCUGCUCCUUGAGACCCCCAGACUUCCCUUUUCCCCAGUGAAAUCCCUCCCUCUCUCUUUUUUCCUUUUGUUUCUAUUUUUAACCUGCUUCAUACAGCCUCGAAUCAGGAGCUGAUACUACAUCGCAGUUCUGUAGUGCUGGCCAGUUUAAAUGACUCUCAGGCUGGUCACAACCUUUUCAUUGUCCACCAGACCCUCAGCCUGGUGGGGAAGGAGUUCAGCAUUUGGAUUGCUGCUUGCGGGACGUGUACUGGCCCUCAGCUGUUGAGACCCUGCAUAUUGGACUCUUGAGGGCUGCGAAAAGAAAUUACCCUCCUGAACAAGGAUGCCAGGGCAGUCCAUAACUCCCCUCCGAUCUCUGUUAUAUAGUUUCAUGCUAAAAAAAAUUGUUUCAGAAUGCAGUCCAAGGUUCUUAAGUGAAUAAUUACAUCUCUUGACAGAGAAUCAAGCUUCUGUUUAGUUCCCUCUUCCCAGAACUAAGAUCUGCUCCUUUACGUCUGUUGCCAAUUCUUCCUUUUCACUAAUAUAUCGGAUAGAAAGAUUUUUCCAACAGUAAUCCCCAAAUAGAUUAAUCUGACUGUAAAGAAAAGGGAGUCUCUUCUGCUUGUCUCUUCAUUGUUAUUUUUUCCUCUUUCACCAUAUCCCCAAAUAAAAUCUCGGCAUCCAAAAUGAAGUAUUUGUUACCUGAUGAUCUUUCCUGGGGAAGCUUCACAGUCUAUUUUUUUGCCUCCAUUUUUUAGCACAACUAUAUAACAAGAUCUCCCAGGAAAUUGGCACAGUAAGGCCAAGACAAGCUGUAAUGUGUGUGUAAUUGCACUAGUGAAAAGGUCUUCUGAUUUCCUUCUGGGAACCGGUAGAAAUAGGAAAUGCAGUUUGCAUGUCUCUGCCAUGUACCUGUGUCUCCUGUGGGAGUUGUUCUCACCACAAACCUAAACCAGUGCUAACCCCAUACAUAAACCAGUCACCCCUUUCUACCGUGAUGAGUGCAGAAUUGCCUUCUCACUCACAGAGAGAAACUGAUUCUUUACAGGUAUCUGUAGCACAGGCGUCUACCUAAUUACCACGAUUAGAUCAGUUAUAGUGCCUUUUUUACUAAGUAGCUAGUACUUCCAUACUCCUCUCCAUACUGCGUUUAACUCAAAAGUACAAAGGGACAACCCCAACAUUUACUUGUCUAAGUUGGAAACAGCUUUAUAGAGACACGUUAAAUGUACUGGACCUCAAUUAGCCCUACAAUAGCAAUAGUCUCUCACAAACAUCCUCUACAAAGCCCAGUAAUGUAGCUAUGAUGACUAAGCUUUGCAAUAAGAAUUAUCAGGCUUCUUUUGAAGAACCUAAGUUUUUCAACAGUGAGCAUUCAGGGAGGUGGUGGUCUUUGUCCAUGUUAACUGUGAACAAUUAGUUGCUUCACUCUUUCUAUUAUUAUCAAUUGCAGGCUUGCUUACACGUAGCAGGAUUCAUGAGGUGAGGGAUGAGUAGGUGUGGGGAUUCAUAUUCGUGAGUCACCCAGAGCUGGACCAUCCCCACAGCACCAACUGGCUGAGGACCAGCUGCCUCGUUCUCUAAGCCCUCGUCUCUCUCGUGCCUUCAGGGAAUCCAUCCUGCAGGGAUUCUUCUGGGCUGUGUGCUUCUCCUUGGCUCCCUGAACAGCUCCUGUCCGCUGUCUUGAUCACAAUUCUGUAUAUGUGGUGCUUUCAACCUGUCAAUGGUGCUUUUAUAAGAUGCUGGAUAAAUGGUUUCAAUGUGCUUUCUGAAAGCUGAUGUGUAAAGCUGUGACGCAGAGUGCUCUCUCUAGUAUUGUCUGCUUCCCAGAACUUAGCGUUAACUGUGUUACUCUGACUACAAAAGGCUGACAGUGCUGCCCUGUCUCUUGUUCAUCCCACACCAGACUGGAGUCGUCACGCCUAACAAGCCUAGGUUGGGCCACAGGUUUAAAGGCAGCCAUUCAGACCUUGCCUUGAAAGCAGUUAAGAGACAUGACUCUCGUGUGCACCGUGGGAUUGGAAACACCAUAGAGCCCAGCUCGAGGACGUUUUUCUCUGUCCUAUUGUGCAUAUACAUUUGUUUGCAAUAUGACUGUAAGAAAUCUGUUUCUUCCACAAACAUUUUAAUUUGGGCCACACUCCAAUGAGGGACUUCUGCUGUUAGGCAAAUUACCAGUUAUUUCAGACGAGCGGUAACUAUUUAGGUUGGAACAUGCCUGAGUAAGGCUGUUAUGUGCCUCACAAGUAACUCGGUGUGUGUAGUGUACUGCAAAACAGGAGAACGCAGAAAGAUGCUCAGACUGACAGAUGCUCCUGUGGUGGUGUGCUGAAGACUUUCGAGGGCAGGUCUCUUCCUGCAGGGAUGCAAAAUUGCUGUUAAUACCAUUUCAUACCCUGGUGCUGAAGUUGAUUUCUAGCAUCUCUUUUUAGGAUGGUCGUGGCUAAAGACAUUGAUAGUGCAUAUCUUAGCCUAAAAGAAAACCAACCAAACCUCAAAAAAAGUAUUUUUAUAUCCCUUGCUGGCUAGCAACUUAUGUUGAGGAUUAUGCUAAAGAUAAAUGCUACGGAUGGAACAUCACAGAGAUAAAACACGGGGUUCCCUUUCUUCAAAGAGAGAGAACCCCCUUUGGCUGGGUCAGUAUGAAAGAUCCCAGGCUUACAAAAAGUAUUAAACAACAAAAGUAUUAAAUUAAUGUCUAUGUGGUAAUUUCCCAGGAGUGCAUUAGGGUACCACAUACACUAGACACUGUUCUUUCCCUGUGGGCAGCAGAAAGAUGAAAGCUUAUUUGUAAUACAAGGUUCCCAUUGAUUAAUUGACAACACUUACUUGUAAGUUACUUACAAGUGACUUACAUGUAAGUAACUGAAGUGUAAUCCAAAGGUCAGCGAGUGUCUACACAAUGUAGAUAUAUUUAAGCUAACUCUAAAUGAUCCAGCUCAGGUGUUGUAAACAGAAUCACUAGAACAAUUUAAUGCUCUACUUGGUCUGACCUGCUCACAGAGCUAACUCCAGCACCCCAAUUUCCACAGCAAAUGCAUGGAUUAUCUUUGCAUUAUAUACCCAUUGGCCUGCGCCCAGUCUAUAGACAACAUAAAAUUUACAGUUUUGUUUCUGGAGGUCUUCGAUUUCAAAGUGGCCAGAAGGACAGUCACUGCAAACAUGAUAGCAAAGUGCCUAAACAUAAAGAUGUUUCUAAAAAGGUAAAAGAUGCUCACUGUUACUGCGCAGCAACUUGUCUACUGUAUGUGGUACUCUCUUGCCAUACACAUUCAUCUGCGAUGUUCAUUUAUUGUUACAAUAGCACAGUCUGACAAGGUUUCUGUCUCUGCAAAUUCAUUGUCUAAUUUUAACUAGCAUAUGUUUGUUAUGGAAAAUAUAAAAUGAGAUUCUUUGUUCAGUUUAGAGGGCAGCUGUGUUAUUUCUUACAGUUUAUAAUGAUGCAACAAUCUGCUUAGAUGAUUUACAAAGUAUGUAAGUAUCACUUGACUUCAAAAUGCUUCACUUGAGACUUCAAAAUGCCUCCCGUUGACUACAAGACAGUUACCAACUCUUGUCAUCUUCAUCUUGUAAUAUUGGGGAAGAAGUUUUAAGCUUUACAAAUCUUACUACUUAAAAAAAAGACAGUGCUGAUGUUUUGACUUCCUAAUGUCUACAAAGAGACCAAUUUUAACUUUCAGCAUAGGUUGGAUUUGGACUACCCUCUUAUUUAUGGAAGUGCUCCUCCCCGCCACGUUCAGCCGUCACCAUCUGAGUAUCUCUUUUGUCCUUGAUGAAAUAUGACAACUGUCCAGAGGGCACAGAAACUGCAUCACAUAACACUUCCGAAUGAGACCUUUUUAGUGUGCCUGUGAGAUUUAGGAGCCUGGACUCAAGUCAGAUGUCUUCGGGAAAUCACAUCCUAUCUUGCAGACUUCUGUGGAUGUCUUCACUUUCUUUCUAGGCAAGAAGUUCUGUAGCUUGCAAGCACUCAACUGACAGGGAAAGAGGUAUGUAAGAGGUGAACUGGUACAAUGUUUAAAUGUAUUAGUAAAAAAAACACCCAAGAGCACAUGAACCUUCUUUCUCACGUCUGAAGAUACUGGAAUUUGGUCUUUAUCUUUGAGGCUAUUCGAGAACAGUUUCCUCAGAACGUCCUACCAGCAGACAAGUGUUUGAAUGAGUAUCUGGAUCAUUCUGGUGGCUCCUGAGGUUCCACACAUACCACCUUCAUGAUUUCCAGCUGGGCCUGUCUCAUCUCUGUGGCGAUGACUAUGUACGAAUGGCCCUUUGCUUCACAGUCCUGACACCUUUAACUUCAGGAAGGGGGAUGAGAGCUGCCUCUCCUCAGUCUGACUAGUUUUUCUAGAUGAAAGUGUGCUAAGAGCCCACCUGCAAACCCAGAAAAGAGCAUUUACUGUUUGGGGCAAGGCAGGUAUAGCCCCCUGCAGCAGCUAGGAAGAGAAUGGUAAAAGGAACAAUAGUUAAAUUUCAUGUGCACUUCACCCAUGUCACAGACUACCUGUUUAGAAAGAUUUUUACAGUAGAAAAGGUUACAGUUAAGGGAUGAGUUGCCAAGAAUCUCACAGGAGACGGGUGGAUUUGUUUAUUCUUCUCAGUAUUCCCUAUACCCAAAGAGGCAGGGGCAAGUCCUCUCUGCCCCACCAUGAUGCAGUUUGCUGAUCUUUUAUCAAGCCUCCACAUCAACAGAAAUGAAAUGAGUAAAUAAAUUCUAAAUACAUGAUUUUGUUCCGUCAUAAACCCAAAAUGGACAAAAGUAGAUGCACUAAUGUAAGUACCAUGUGCACAUCCGGACUUGCCCGGGUGGUUUUUAGCAAAAAAAAAAAAAAAACCAACACAAACACCUGUAUUACUUUAUUUAAAUAGAAUUAUUUGCAUGAGACAAGGGUGCAGGAUUGGACCCUAUGAGUUUAGAAGAAGUUUGGUUUGGUGCUAGGUAUUUUUGUUUGUAUUUUCAGUGAAAUAUAUUUUCUUUCUUUUAUGUUAGUGAAUUGAUAUGACUUCCAUAGGAACAACAAAAAAUAGUCUGGUAUAUGGAUAAUUAUCUCUAAUAGCUAUUAUUAAAGUCAUGCCUCAGUAAAUUGGGUGCUAUAGGAGCUUCUGCAUAAAAUUGCUUUGUAUAUGGAACACUGCAUUCUUAGAACAUAGUGGAUAAAUACUUGUAAUUACAGACACUUUCAUUUAUUUUAUCCAUUGUUUUAUAAUGGAAAAAAUAUUUAUUACUGGAAUGGUUUUCCAGCAAUGUCUUCUUGCAGAAUAUUCUAGCAACAAACUAUGUUUUCUGGACAACCAUUUGAUCCUCUCGUCACUGACGCAGAACUGCAAAACAUCCUUAAAGCAGUAUGAGCUUCGGAAAAGAGAGGAUUAGAACUGGGUUUGGCCACCUUAGCCUGGAUACAGUUAAAUAUACAGCGUAGUUCCGAUCUGUAGGCAGUGAGAGCAGUUCGAAGAAAUGAGUAUACUACAUAAACCUGGAGUCGGUGCAUGCAGACUUCCGAGAUGGCACUAGCUGAGGCUUGUUUGCUACGUGAUGGGUUAUUUGGCUUGCUACCUGUUUGAAAUCAAUAUAGUUUUAUUAACACCACUGCAGACACUGAAAUACUGUAGUUUUGCAGAAUGUAUGUUCCAUAAAUUGUAGCUUGACUGUAAUUGCAGUCUGCUCUGUUAGAGCAGUUCAGAUCCAACACUAAGUUGCAUUUUGUAAAUUGAUAAAUGCCGCAAAAUUCCUCUCAACAUUUUGUAGUAGUAUACAUGAGUUGACGUAAUUUAGUCAAACCAUUGUUCCAAGAAUCUUCAUCUGAUGUUUCUAGCCAAUUCAGCUUUUGGCUGCUGAAAGCACAGUAGGUAAUUAUGGUUAUUUACUGUAAAUGUAGACAAGUUUUAUGUAAAUAUUUCAGGGGAAAAAAUGCUACAUAAACAUAUGAGGCAGUUAUCUAAAAGUAAGAACAUAGGUCAAUAAUAUAAAAUACAGGUUUUAUUUAUGUACAGUAGUAUCCUAAUAUUUACUUGUUUAUAUGCAGAAAAAAAUCUUAAGAUUCUGUACUAUAUUCUCUGAAAGCUUUUAAAAGAGGCUCUGCCAUUUUCUCUGGUUAAUAUAUUUGCAAAUAACUUUUGAAUUUAUUGGAAAUCCAUGUAAAUCAUGUCAAAUGGGAAACAUAUUAUGUUGCAAUGAAAUGAGUUUAAUUCAAAACUCCUGGCAAAAUUCAUUGGAUUGAAAUCUAUAUAUAAAUUCAAUAGCCAGACAGAAUAAAACACAAUAAAUAAGG